Anarrhichthys ocellatus (wolf-eel) is the source of this 717-nucleotide messenger RNA. Its product is annotated as deoxyribonuclease-1-like. The record is from RefSeq and is a predicted model, not a curated record. The coding region runs from base 350 to 574 and encodes 74 amino acids. The transcript has 3 exons. NCBI's taxonomy places the organism in Eukaryota, Metazoa, Chordata, Actinopteri, Perciformes, Anarhichadidae.
AAAGCUUAAUAAUUCAAAAAGUUUAAAGAUUAGAAAUAUGAAGAGAUAGCUAUAGCAGCCACGAGCUGAAAGAGCUGAACAUUUUGAUAGUUGAACGGUUUCUGUAGCUUAAAAAGUGUGGAAGGCGUUAAGUAGCAAAAAGCGUACGGAAGAAAUAUAAAAUAAGGAGGAAUAAAGAUUCGAAGAACAAUAGUUGGAAUGCUUAACAGCAUUCCAACAAUAAGACGGCACUGCCGCAAGAACUCUAAUCAGAUAUGUGUUGUUUUCUGUUUCUCAGAUUGUCUGUCGCUACGACAUCAUUCUGAUCCAGGAGGUCAGAGACCCGGAUCAGGAAGUGACCAAAAGACUCAUGACGGCCGUCAGCAAUCGUUGUAAGUUCCGGUACAAGUACAUCUACAGCGAGCCUCUGGGUGAUACUUCACACAAGGAGAGAUAUCUCUUCCUCUACAGGGUGGGGAUAGUGUCCGUGGGUAGAUCCUACACCUACGAGGACAUUCCCUACGGUAGCUACAGUCGCUUCAGCCGGCCGCCCUUCAUCGUUGAGUUCUCCUCCACAGGCACCGGUAGGCUCUGAAAGAGUGCGGCAAAGAACAGAGAGCGAUAACUCUUUCUCACUGUCAGACACCAGUGAUGUAGAUUUCCUCUCUCAUUAGGCGACCAACUGAGAACUAAACACCAGACGUGUGUGAGAGAUUCUGAGGUCACGAUCCGUUGGUC